CCGCGCGCCGGACCCGCCUGGAAGCCGCUCUCCUGGCCGGCGGCCGCGCCCGCCCGCCCGUCGGUCCCCUGCCCAGAAGCUCCGCCCGCCGGUGUCCCAACCCCCGCCAGGCUCCUGUGCCGCCAGGCCGUCGGCGCCGCCCCACCGUUCCCCUCCCUCCACCGGUCCCCUCCAUUGCUCAAGAUGGAUAAGAGGACCAAGGUAUUCAUUUGUGCUGCUGCUUCAUAUUGGUUCUUGUCGGUCAUAUCAAUUAUUGGUCGGUCUAGAAAAAGAAAACGAGUUGCAAGAAGGGAAGGGAUUACUUAUGCCCCAAUGUUUGAAAGGGAUAGGAAGAGGAUUGACUACCUGAAUGACAAAAUUUGGAGGAAUGACACUACUUGUGUAGACAUGCUGAGAAUGAACAAAGCACGUUUCUUUCGGUUUUGUCAGUUGUUUAGAGAUCAUGCUUUACUUGAAGAUACCGUUCAUAUGUGUGUUGAGCAGCAAGUGGCAAUGUUUCUACAUACUGUUGGACAUAAUGUUAGGAAUAGAGUAAUUGCAACCAAUUUUGGUAGAUCCGGAGAAAUGGUCAGUCGUUAUUUUAACAUAGUACUUCAUGCUAUUGGUGAGCUACGAGAGGAUUAUAUUAGGCCCCCUUCAUUGGACACUCCACCUCACAUAGAAGGAAACCCAAGGUGGGAUCCAUAUUUUAAGAUUUGAGAUCACACUGGAUACUUCCUUAUGGCAUCUGAUAUGCAACCACUUAGUGGCCAUGAGAUACCCACCCGUGCUGUGGAGAACUGUGGAGUUUCUGAUCAUACAUGUCAUGGCAAAUGCCAAAGCUGUGAUAGCGAUGUAAAACCAUCUUGUGCUGAAGUGAAUGGAAUUUCCUUGUCGUUUGGUAGUCAUACUGAUGGGAAGGCUUCAAAAGAGACCUGUGAUUGCGCUGAUCCUGAUGGCUGUUUGAUUGCCACAAAUGGAAGUUGCAUGGCUAUUGAUGAGCUAACACAGGAGUUUGAGAGAGAACAAGCUGGGGCUACACUAGAGGAUCUGAUUUUCUCUAACGAUGAAGAGGAAGAUGACAGUGACUGGGACCCUGCUAGUAGCCUUGUUAUGAAUAGGUGGUUUUGCUUGAAUUGCACAUUGCCAAAUGUGGACGCGGUUAUGUAUUGCCUGAAUUGCCAUGAGCUUAAGGGAUCAGGUGUAGAUGGAUAUGAUGCUUUCAAAACUCAAAUUGCAGAGGCAGCUUUGGUAUCUCCUGACACAGAAUUGUCGGAGGUGUCUACAGCGAUUGGUUUUGAUGAAAGAAUGCUGCUCCACAGUGAGCUAGAAGUUAAACCAAAUCCACAUCCAGAAAGACCGGACCGCCUUCGUGCAAUUGCUGCCAGUCUUUCUGCUGCAGGAAUCUUUCCCUCAAAAUGUGCUUUGGUACCCCCUCGGGAAAUUACCAAGGAGGAACUUCUAAUGGUUCAUACUUCAGACCACAUUGAAAGUGUUGAGCAGACAAAGAACAUGCUUUACAGUUACUUCACUUCGGAUACUUAUGCAAAUGGACACUCAGCAUGUGCCGCCAAACUUGCAGCAGGACUCUGUGCUGAUCUUGCUAGUUUGAUAGUAUCUGGGCGUGUUCAAAAUGGCUUUGCAAUGGUGAGACCUCCUGGACAUCAUGCAGGGGUGAAGCAAGCAAUGGGUUUUUGUCUUCACAACAAUGCAGCAGUGGCUGCGUUAGCUGCAAAAAGAGCAGGUGCCAAGAAAGUCCUCAUAGUUGACUGGGAUGUGCACCAUGGAAAUGGCACACAAGAGAUAUUCGAAGGGGACAAAUCUGUCUUGUACGUAUCAUUACAUCGUCAUGAGUAUGGAAACUUCUACCCUGGAACUGGAGCAGCACAUGAGGUUGGAAUUCUUGAUGGUCAAGGUUUCUCAGUUAAUAUACCUUGGAGCCGUGGCGGUGUUGGAGACAAUGACUACAUCUUUGCUUUUAAGACUGUGGUGCUUCCAAUAGCUGCAGAAUUUGCCCCAGACAUCACAAUAAUAUCGGCAGGAUUCGAUGCAGCUAGAGGUGACCCUCUGGGUUGUUGUGAUGUUACUCCGAUGGGAUACUCUAUAAUGACAUCCUUGUUAACUGCUUGCUCAGGGGGAAGAUUGUUGGUGAUACUUGAGGGAGGAUACAAUCUUCGGUCUAUAUCCUCAUCAGCUACUGAAGUUGUUAAGGUCUUAGUUGGGGACGGUUCAAGUUUUGAUGUUGCAACUGCACCAUCAAAAGAGGGCUUGGAGACUGUUUUACAAGUACUGAAGAUUCAGCAACAAUUUUGGCCAAUUUUAGGUCCAACCUAUGCAUCGCUGCAGGCACAUCAGGGGUCGUUUUUUUCCAAAUCUACUAGCAAGAAAAGGAAGCAUUCAGGAGUGCCAGGGCCCUUCUGGUGGAACUUUGGAAGCAAAAGGCUACUGUACAAAGCACUCUAUGAGGGCCCCCUUCUGAGGAAGAUCAAGGGGUUUGGACAAGGAAAAGCAAUUGAUUCGGCAGAGCCUUAGAUGAUAUGCCGGACAUGAACAGCAUAGUUGUCUGACUGGGGUUCCUAAAGCAGUAGUUUGCAUUUACCUAGAGCCAAGUUUUGACUGGUUUCUUGAAUGGUGGUCGACCAUUUUAGAUGAAGUUUAACAGCAACCCCGUUUUGUUGACGUGUGGUGUUUCAGCCGAUGUAUCAUCUGAACCUUUUAUUUGGCUGGUUUGUACCAUAAGCCUCCAGGCUUCAGCGUUAGCAACAUUGCAUGAUUGGAGUUUGCAUUCCCGUUGGGCUAUUAGAAUGCCAUUGAUGUAUGUAGCAGAUUCUCAAUUGGAAUACCUUGAAGAUUUUGAAUGACAUCUCAGUAUUUAGCUCC
Molecule: messenger RNA, 2859 nt
Organism: Panicum virgatum (switchgrass)
Lineage: Eukaryota; Viridiplantae; Streptophyta; Magnoliopsida; Poales; Poaceae
Product: histone deacetylase 15-like
Exons: 18
Coding region: 721-2511 (596 amino acids)
Biological process (GO): chromatin organization
Cellular component (GO): histone deacetylase complex
Molecular function (GO): histone deacetylase activity
Source: RefSeq, a predicted model, not a curated record